AUGCCGUUCAAACCUCCUGAAGCAGUCAAAUGUCCAAAAUGUAAUCAAAAUGUUUAUGCAGCCGAAGAAGUCCCAGCAGCUGGCAAAAAAUAUCACAAAAUGUGUUUUAAAUGCGGUUUGUGUAAAAAAAUGCUUGAAUCAACAACACUUGCUGAACAUGAAGGAAAUUUGUUCUGUAAACAAUGUUAUGCUCGUAAAUUUGGUCCAAAAGGUGUUGGCUUUGGCGGUGGUGCAGGUACUCUUGGCAUGGAUACUGGCGAACAUCUUGGAAAUAAAUCUGGCUCAGAAAUGACAAAUAAACCAAGCUAUGCCCCACCACCUGGCAUUGGUCAACACGAAUAA
Messenger RNA from Rotaria sp. Silwood2, 342 nucleotides. The record is from the annotation of a GenBank genome assembly. NCBI's taxonomy places the organism in Eukaryota, Metazoa, Rotifera, Eurotatoria, Philodinida, Philodinidae.